AGCCUGAUUGGCAUCUCAGCCUGACUUUUAUUCCUCAGUGGCGUGUCGGUUGUGUCUGCGUCAGCAUGUCUCCGCUUUUGUCCCUCCUGGUGUUGCUGGCGUCCGUCGUUUUAGCAGGAAGCUUUCUAAGCAAGAAGCCUUCUUGUUACCUGCCGUCGCCACGCAAGCACUUUGGAGUCAAAACGGCACCCAGGGCCCAUGAGAUCCUGAACCUGGUUGUGCUACCCAAGUCCUGGGACUGGAGGAACGUGAACGGGGUCAACUACGUGAGCGCCACUCGGAACCAACACAUCCCUCAGUACUGCGGGUCCUGCUGGGCCCACGGCAGCACCAGCGCCAUGGCAGAUCGCAUCAACAUCAAGCGCCAAGCGGCGUGGCCUUCAGCCUACCUGUCCGUGCAGCACGUGCUGGACUGUGCCGCCUCGGGCACCUGUCACGGCGGGGACCACGGCGGCGUAUGGGAGUACGCCCACAAACACGGCAUCCCCGACGAGACCUGCAACAACUACCAGGCCAUCGAUCAGAAAUGCCACCCUUUCAACGCGUGUGGGACGUGUGUGACUUUUGGCGAGUGCAGCAACGUGCAGAACUAUACUUUGUGGCGAGUGGGCGACUAUGGCACCAUAAGCGGGCGGGAGAACAUUAUGGCGGAAAUCCACUCCAAAGGACCAAUCAGCUGUGGAAUCAUGGCCACGGAGAAACUGGACGCUUACAGGGGUGGACUGUACAUGGAGUACGUGGACAAGCCGGAGGUCAACCAUGUUGUGUCAGUGGCCGGCUGGGGGGUUGAAAACGGCACCGAGUACUGGAUCGUGAGGAACUCCUGGGGGGAACCGUGGGGUGAAAAGGGCUGGCUGAGGAUCGUGACGAGCGCCUACAAAGGAGGGAGUGGAUCUCGCUACAAUCUGGCGGUGGAGGACGACUGCAUGUACGGAGAUGUUCUGGUACCAAGACGGUACCCAUAGAUCACAUGCACUUGGUUCUUGGUGAGCAAUAAAGGACAUGAUUAUG
Molecule: messenger RNA, 1011 nt
Organism: Doryrhamphus excisus (bluestripe pipefish)
Lineage: Eukaryota; Metazoa; Chordata; Actinopteri; Syngnathiformes; Syngnathidae
Source: RefSeq, a predicted model, not a curated record